Molecule: messenger RNA, 531 nt
Organism: Sipha flava (yellow sugarcane aphid)
Lineage: Eukaryota; Metazoa; Arthropoda; Insecta; Hemiptera; Aphididae
Exons: 1
Coding region: 94-531 (145 amino acids)
Source: RefSeq, a predicted model, not a curated record
UUUUGGAUUGACAAAAAGUCUUGAGAAUGUAAUAACAAAUUUUUCAUACAUAUAAAUAAAUCGAUCUAGGACAUUUCGGCGCCAGGUGUUAUUAUGGACAUUCUGUUGGAUGAAUUACCAGAAGAAAUCUUACCCUUGUUAGACUGGUUUGAAGAAAAUUAUAUAGGUAGAUUUCAUAGAAAUCGACGUCGAAAUGCACGUUUUCCUCCAAAUCUGUGGAAUGUCCACGAACGAGUUUUAAAUAAAAAUGAUAAAACUAAUAAUUAUGCCGCUGCCGCUAAUAGACGACUCAAUGUUCAAAUGGGGGUUACUAAUCCAACACUAUGGGCUUUUAUAUCUUGCUUAAGAAAAAUACAGAGUGGUCGGGAUACUUUUUAUUGCCAAUUAGAAGCUAGUAAAAGCCCACCGAAAAAACAAAAACAAUUUUUGGAUGUUGAUAAGCGAAUCUUUAAAAUAGUUAGCAAUUAUAAUAAUAGGGACAUAUUAACAUUUUUAAGAUGUAUCGCUCAUAAUUUAAGCAUGACAUAUUAA